CCCGAGGUAGCAAGCUAUGAAGAUUAUAAGGGGAGACUUUGCUGCUCGCUUUUUGAUAAACAUCAUCCGCUCCUGAACCUAUCAUCUAUCAUCAUGAAGUUUUUGAAUACUCUUGCGACAUUGGCGAUCAGCACAAUUGCUGCAGCGCACUGUAUGAAGAAGGAUCAACAAUUAUCCACCUCUCCAAACUCAGACCCUUUUGACGGUUUAUUACCCGGAUCCAAUCUAUUGUACUUUUGUUCAGAUGAGGACAAGGACAGCAGCAUUUCCAUAUCAAAUCUUGACAUAAACCCCUUUCUUCCUACUUCUUACAACCCUAUCGACAUAACUAUAUCUGGAAUACUGCGCCGACCUCUUGAUCCUGCCUCAUACGUCAUCAUCCGAGAUGUAGUGUCUGGUGAACAACUUAACUCUGAACAGAUUUUGAUCUGUCCCUUCCUAGAGAGCUUUGGUCAUUCAUGUCCAAUUGGUAUUACACCAUUCCACCUGAACCUCCAUUUCAUGGUCGAAAGUCUCCCAGACGUGAAAUCCGAACACAUUUACGUUGAACUCUACGACUCUUCAGGAGAUCAGAUAAUUUGUAUAAAUUCACCGUUUUACAACGGAUUUCCUGAUAGCCAAGACAUAUUCAUGGACGGAAUAGGGUCAACGGAUCUAUAG
Molecule: messenger RNA, 660 nt
Organism: Blumeria graminis f. sp. triticale
Lineage: Eukaryota; Fungi; Ascomycota; Leotiomycetes; Helotiales; Erysiphaceae
Source: the annotation of a GenBank genome assembly